Messenger RNA from Pocillopora damicornis (cauliflower coral), 3727 nucleotides. RefSeq lists its product as uncharacterized. Gene Ontology annotation, molecular function: protein binding. NCBI's taxonomy places the organism in Eukaryota, Metazoa, Cnidaria, Anthozoa, Scleractinia, Pocilloporidae. The record is from RefSeq and is a predicted model, not a curated record.
GAACUUGAGCCACCUGUGUUGAGAUUUAUAGUUUCUAAGCCUGUGUACAUAUAUUACUGUGUUACUUUUAUUUUCAAAUGAGCAUGUAUGUAUGCAUGAUAAUUUCUUGGGAAACUGAAAGAUCUAACAAAGAUUCCAUAGUAUAGUGCUGUAUUGUAUGAAAACAAAAGAAAGAAAAUUUUUACCAAAAUAGUUAUUCUUGCUUACCAGAUAUGGCAAUAAAAUGUACUCAUGAAUAUAAAGACAGAAAAUUCUAAUCAAUUUAUAAUUAUCCCAUGACACACUCAAGGAAGCAGAGGAGUAGAAAGAAAGAGAAGAAAAUGAAGGAGAAAAAUGAUCAUUUUCUAAAAAGGGAACAGUUGUCUAUGCAGUCACAGUUAUCUUGGUCAGAAAGCAAAGUAUUAGUAGAGCUGAUGUUGUACUCCAUCAGCUCAUGGAUAACACAGAGAGCAUGGAAGUCCCACAUGUUAGGCCUGAAGAAUCAGCCAAUAGUGAACAGACAGAAAUUUUUGAUGUGGGAAAGACUAAAGAUAGUGUAGUGGAAUCAAAUACUAAAGAAUCAGAGCUGGGAGAUGUAGAGACAACAACUCUAUCUGGAACAUCUCAAAAGGAGCCUUGUGAGGAAGUCUUAGAUUCUAAGAACCAAGAAGAUUUGAGCAAUGGGAAAGGUAACUCAGUCCUAACUGAGACAACAAAUCCUCCGGUGAAUGAUAAUUCAUCUGAGAGCAGGGAAUUCGAAGAUGGUGAGGGAAAUGUUACAGAUUCAGUGGUAGAUAAUCAGGAGAGAAGCCAAGAAGGUACAUUACUUCAGCCAUCUUUGAAAGGUGAAGGGCAAGAUCCAGGCACUUGUGAUGAUGCAGGAGCACAAUCAAAAGACAAAACACUCAAAAUUACAGAGACAUUGGAAAACAACAGAGAAAAUGUUAGCAACUUAGACAGACAAGCAAAGGGGGAGUCUGCACCAUCAUCUCCAGUAGAAUGCUAUACCAGUGAGUCUUCUUUAUACUCUGAUUCUGAUGGUGAGAAUGCUGGAUCAUUGAAGAAAGAAUCAACAUUGCUCUCCCGUGGGUCUGUGCAGGGAGCAAGUGCCAGUGAAGAGCUGCUUGAAUGCGACAUGACAAACACAGAGAAACAGAGGGUUUCUCUAGAUGAAACUCUAGAGUCAGUGAAAGAUGGCUUGAACCAUUCUGAAGCAUCUCAAAAGGAUCUGAGUGGUGACAAAGUCGUCCAUUAUAAUAACACGGAGGAAAUGAGCACUAAAAGAGACGACGACACUGGUGUACCUAUCCCAGAUAUUGGUGUUAUCACUGAUAGUAAGGAAGUUGCAGAAAAAUCAGAAGUCACCAAUGAAGUGACGACUACAAGCACAACAGAAACAGACCCACAUGGUGCAAUAACUGUUAUGAACAACCUGGAUGAACAAAUAAUACUUCCUCCUGAAAAGGAAAAGUCUGUUCGACAAAUUGAAAGCACCAAUUCUAACGGAUUAUCUCCUGUCGAAAGCAAGUCAGAAUUGAAUAGUUUUGAUGGAGAUAAAAGCCCCGAAGCAUUCAUCCAAUCUCAAAUUACAGAAACAAUCAUUGAAGGAACAUCCUCCACAAUCAAUUCAAAAGACAGUGAAAUGCUUCCAGCUGGAAUUGGAAAUGUAAAAACACAACUAAAAGUAAGGGAAGAUUCUGAGGAGUCCUGUCCUGUGGAAAAAACAAGUGAAUCUGAUGUUAACAAAGGCAUUGUUUCAGAGGAAGAGGAAAGUGCCAUUGUAGGGUCUCAAGAGUUCAACCUCCUGUCAAGUAUUCUCUCUUCAGAUCAUGGGGAAUCUGAGUCCACUGGACGGGGUAUGAUCAGAAUCUCCAAUGCAUCAAUUGAGGAAAUUGGGUCAGCAUUGGGUCAGAUAUUUCAAAUGAUUGCCUCAAGGGAGGGUGGAGCCUCAUCUGGCGCCUCAUCAGAUGAAGACGACCAAAUUUCAUGGCGACCUGAACCAUACUGCAAAGCAGGCUAUUCUGUGGUGAUCAGCAACAGCAAGCUCUGUGAAAGCACUGAGGAGAAAGCAGUGGUCACAAUGGAGAGUGGAACAGAGUUUUUCAUAUCAAUUGGAAAUAACAAUGAUCGUGCUGCUGAGGUAGACAUCACAUUUGGUGGAAUAUACCUUGGUGUUUGGUUGGUGGAGGCAAAGCAGUCACUAUCUAAUCCACUGAUUAUUGAAGGCUGUACUUGGGCAGCAGGUCGUUUCAAAUUCUUCAGUGCUUCAGAUAAGAAGAAACUACAGCCUAAUGUUGAUAUCUAUGGUGAGAGAGCAGAAGUAGAUGGUUUGAUUGAGCUGAAAUUCAAGCCUGAAGCUGAUACCAUGAAAAUGUUUGUGCAUCAUGUGCGAGAACAAGGAAGUUAUCGUCUUGUUCCAGUAACAGUGGCUGAUCCUAGGACAGCAACUAUUGCUGACUUGAAACAAGAAAUUAAAGGAAGUUGGGGAUCCAGUAUCUCCUGCCUGUUGAAAGGGGGCCAGGUUUUACAAGAAGAAGAAACCAUCAGCUCUUAUGACUUGGGUGAAAAUGAAGUGAUUGAGGUUGUUAAUGCUACAGAGGAACUGACUAUUGAAGCAGUUGGGAGAGACCCAAUCACUCUGAUGGUGGAUCCCAAAAAUAUUUCUGUGAAAGCUCUUAAAGAAUUAAUCACAGCACAAUUCAAAAUACCAGUAGACCAACAGCUUCUCCAGUUCAAAGAACAGGAUGGUGUUGUAGACUCCAAGUCAAUCACUCAUAUGCUUCUUACGUCAAGGAAAACACCAGUGCUGGUGGUUAGCAGAGAAGAACCUGGAGCCGAAGACUCUAGAGGAUUGGACACCAGUGCAAGAUCUUGCGAAGAUCAAGGGAGCCGAGCUGAAGACAGCUGUAAACUGAAUGAGGAAUCUAAUGACUCAGGAGACAAUGACCAGAAUGGUGUUGCUAUUCUCUACGGAAAUAAAGAAAGUGUUUACAAACAAUUUCGAGAAGAUGCAAUGGACCGAAAGUUUUCAAGGAAGAAGGCUGUCACACUUUUUAUUCAGCUGAAAGAUAAGAGCAAAAAAGCUGAAAAUGCUAAAACCAAACCUGAGCCCAAGCCCUUUGAGCAGCCAGGAACCAGUUCGUCUAGACCAAAAGGAUGCAUGUCUUCUCUUUACCCACCUGAAACACCUGACUGAAAUCCUGAUAUGCUGCUGGACUAUCAUUUAACCCCCUACCUCCUAGAAUUAAUUGACAUUUAGGUCCCUUUGGUAUCAAUGCAUCAUUCAGCAAGCAAACAAGUGAUGAGAAUAUAUACCUUAAUAUAAUUGCACAUUCUCCUAACCCUUUCACUCCGAUGUGUAACCAAGAUAAAAUUUCUCCUAAAAAUGUAGUCACAAUAUCAAGCAGACAUGUGUUGAGAAUAAUGAAAAAUAUAAAUUAGGGGAUUAUUAGUUGAUCCAAAAUCAAAUUCUCAGAACUAACAUCGUCAGAAAUAUAUAGUGGACCGUUAGGAGAAUUACUAAUGAGAUCGUGGGAGUGAAAGGGUUAAUCAGUUUACAAGAAAGUUUAUGGGCGCUAAAGUGAGAAUUAUUAAGUAGAUCACAGAAGUUAAAAUGUGACCAUGAAGUACUAUUAUUUGAUACAAUAUAACCACUAGUAUGAUAAUUGUUAGGAAUGGAAGACUGUUAAUCAAAAUAUUUACUUUUAAGCUUAUGGUGACCUAACAAUGUUUUAAACGUGAUUUUGUA